Molecule: messenger RNA, 4121 nt
Organism: Corythoichthys intestinalis (scribbled pipefish)
Lineage: Eukaryota; Metazoa; Chordata; Actinopteri; Syngnathiformes; Syngnathidae
Product: zinc finger protein 287-like
Exons: 8
Coding region: 267-3686 (1139 amino acids)
Biological process (GO): DNA transposition; DNA integration
Molecular function (GO): DNA binding
Source: RefSeq, a predicted model, not a curated record
GCGCUAACGGUGAACUCCAAAUGCUGACCCUCGCACCAGCACAGUAGAUGGCGGUAGAUGCCACUCGCCAACAAACAAAAGAAGCAGAAGCUAAACUCCCCAAAAAGAUGAAUCACAGAACUUCUCAUGUUUGUUGUUUAUGGAGCACAAUUUUUACAGUCGAUGGGAAGCUGGAACGGAGCAAAGCCUUAGGACACAUGAUGUCCACCAGUACCUGAAUACACAAAACAUGAUUACGAGCCUGUGAAUGGAAAGCCUUCUGAAAUAUGUGUGCGAAAUGGACAGCAGAGUGCGUGGAGGAACUCACGGGUACGAAAGAGGAGAACAAGCGACAACGUCGUCAAGUUUGCAACAACACGCAGCUUCGACUUUAUGCGGCAGAUGUCACUGAAGAAAAUCUUCACCCUGUGAAACACGAUCCCCCUCACGUUAAACAGGAAGAGGAGUCUAGGUUGCUGUAUAUCAAACAGGAGGCGGAGCCAGAGACCUCCUACAUUAAAGAAGAAGGACAGGAAGAUGAAAUUACCAAUUUUCCAAUAACUGUCAGUUUAAAAAUUGAAGAGGAGGAAGGUCCAAGAGAUAAGAGUGGAACAGCGAAACCUUUGAGCGAUAGCUCAUGUCAACACCUGACAACAAAAGAUAUCACUGCAGAAUCUCUUCACAUUGAGCAGAGGGCAUCAAAUACCCCCCAUGUUAAAGUUCAAGAGGCAAAGCCGGCGACACCCAAUAUUAAAGAAGAAGAGCAGGAGGAGGAAAUCAUCAAUUUUCCAUUGACAGUCAUCAUGAAGACUGAAGAAGGUGACGGAGAAGACCUCGUAGGACCCCAAGCAGACAGCCUUUUAGCCACACCGUCAGACACUGAUGAGACAGCUUCGCAAUCUUCCGACUACGAUGAGGAACACACUGAGGUUGACAUGGCAUGUCACGCUGACAACAAACGUGUGAAAUGCUCGCAGUGUGACAAAACUUUAGCAACCAAGGGAUCGUUGAAACGGCACACAAGAACUCACACCGGCGAGAAACCUUUUCCCUGCACGCUUUGUGGUAAAAGAUUCUUUCUCAGGGGAGAAUUAACAAGACACACAAGAACACACACGAGGGAAAAACAUUUUCCCUGCGCAGUUUGCGACAAAAGAUUCUUUGCCAAGGGAGAUUUAAAAAGGCACGCAAAAACGCACACUGGAGAACGACCUUUUCCCUGCUCGGUUUGUGGGAAAAAUUUCUCUGAAAAGUUCAGUUUGAAAGUGCAUACAAGAACACACAGUGGGGAAAAACCUUUUGCAUGCUCUCUUUGCGAUAAAACAUUCUUUGUCAAGGGAGAUUUAACAAGACACACGCGAACACACUCUGGGGAGAAACCUUUUGACUGCUCAAUUUGCGGUCAAAGAUUCUUUGCCAAGUCCCAUUUAACCAGCCACACCAGAAUACACACUGGGGAAAAACCUUUUGUCUGCUCAAUUUGCGGGAAGGGUUUCCCGAGGAACGACACAUUAACCCGACACGCAAUGACACACACUGGAGAAAAACCCUUUGUCUGCUCAGUUUGUGGGAAAGGUUUUGUCGACAAGGGAGAUUUAAAAAGGCACACUAGAACGCACACCGGAGAAAAACCUUAUGCAUGCUCAGUUUGUGGGAAAAGAUUUGUGGAAAAGGGAAAUUUAACGCAACACACGAGAACACACAUUGGUGAUAAACCCCUUUUGUCUGCUCAAUUUGUGGGCAAAGACUCAACCAGAAAUGAAAUUCAAGAUCACAAGUUGGAGGAAGAAUCCGACGAUGUCACUGAAGAAAAUCUUCACCCUGUGAAGCACGAUCCCCCUCACGUUAAACAGGAAGAGGAGUCUAGGAUGCUGCAUAUCAAACAGGAGGCGGAGCCAGAGACCUCCUACAUUAAAGAAGAAGGACAGGAAGAUAAAAUUACCAAUUUUCCAAUAACUUCACAGAGUGCAGUUUCAAAGCAUAUCCACAAAAAGUCUGUUGGAAGGGAAAAAUGUGGCCGGAAACGCUGCACAACCAAGAGAGAUGACUGUAGCCUUAACAAAAUUGUGAAGAAGAGCCGCUUCCAGAAUUUGGGGGAGCUUCAAAGACAGUGGGCUGAAGCUGGAGUCCAGGUAUCAAACGCCACAGUUCACAGACGUGUCCGGGAAAUGGGCUACAAUAGCCGUAUUCCCAUGGUCAAGCCACUUCUGAACUCAAGACAACGGAAGAAGCGUCUGACUUGGGCUACAGACAUCAGUCAAGAAUCUCCUUUUCCUGAGGAGCAGGAGCAGGCGUACCCUCAUAUAAAAGCCGAAGAGGAGCCAGAGACGGCCCAUGAUGAAGCUGAAGAGCCAGAGCCCCUUCAUAUUAAAGAAGAGCAGGAGGAGGAAAUCAUUAAGUUUCCGUUGACUGUCAUCAUGAAAAGUGAAGAAAGUGAUGAAGACCACUGUGUAAGACCUCAAGCAUACGGCCUCUUAGCUCCAAUGUCGGAUAGCGAUGACAACGCAACGCUACACUCUUCUGACUAUGAGGAUGCUGAGCACUUUGAAGACAGCAGUGAAGAAUCGUCUCUUCCUGAGCAGUACGGGUAUGAGGCAGAAGGGGAGGCAAAGAUUUUCAACAUUCAAGAAGAGGAGCCAGUGCACAACAUCACAUGUCUUGCUGACAACCAACGUGUAAAAUGUUCUCUGUGUGACAAAACUUUUUCCCUAGAGUCAACAAUGAGAAGGCACACAAAAACGCACGCCGAAGGGAAUCCGUUUGCAUGCUCAUAUUGUGAGAAAAGAUUCAAUCGGAAGGACCAUUUAAUACAACAUUCGCGAACACAUACUGGAGAAAAACCUUUCGUCUGCAGACUUUGUGGCAAAAGCUAUCAUAACAAGCAAAGUUUAACAUUGCACACAAGAAUGCACACUGGUGAAAAACCUUUUCUCUGCACAAUUUGUGGUAAAAGCUUCCCCGGCAAGGCAAAUUUCACAAGGCACACGAGAACACACACGAAAACACAUACCGAAGGGAAUCCGUUUGCCUGCUCAUUUUGUGAGAAAAGAUUCAAUCGGAAGGAUCAUUUAAUACUACAUUCACGAACACAUACUGGAGAAAAACCUUUUGUCUGCAGACUUUGUGGCAAAGGCUAUCAUAACAAGCAAGGUUUAACAUUGCACAUAAGAAUACACACAGGUGAAAAACCUUUCCUCUGCUCAAUUUGUGGUAAAAGUUUCACCGCCAAGGCAAAUUUCACAAGCCACAUGAGAACACACACUGGGGAAAAACCGUUUGUCUGCUCGGUUUGUGGUCAGCGAUUCAAUCGCAAGACCGUUUUAACGCAACACACAAGAACCCACACUGGAGAAAAACCCUUUCCUUGUUCUGUUUGUGAUAAAACAUUUUCUGAAAAGGCGAGUUUGAUAAGGCACGCGAGAGGACACGCUGGAGAAAAACCUUUUGCCUGUUCAGUUUGUAGCAAGAAAUUCUCUGACAGCGGAUCCUUAAGCAAGCACAAAAUAAUUCACACUGGAGAAAAACCUUUUCCCUGCUCAGUGUGUGAGAAAAAAUUCUUGAAAAAGGAGGAUUUAGUCCGGCAUACGAGAACACACACUGGAGAAAAACCCUUUGCCUGCUCGGUUUGUAGUAAAACAUUUUCUGUAAAGGGAAGUUUAAUAAGACACACUAGAACUCAUGUUGGUGAGAAGCCACCGAGUCAGUAGACUAUUAAUCAAAUUAUUCAGAUAUUAUCGAAAUACACACUACCGUUCAAAGGUUUGGGGUCACCCAGGCAAAUUUUUUUUUCUUCAAAAGUCACACUUCAAUUUUGCAAAGGAGUUGUAAAAUGACUAGAAAAUACUGUCAAGACAUUGACGAGGUUAGAAAUAAUUUUACUUAUUUUUAGAUUUUUAUUUGAAAUAAUAAACUUCUCCUUCAAAGUUUGCUUUUAUCAAAGAAUGCUCCCUUUGCAACGAUUACGGCUUUGCGGACCAAUGACAUACAGUGGGGCAAAUAAGUAUUUAGUCAACCACUUAUUGUGCAAGUUCUCCCACUUGAAAAUAUUAGAGAGGCCUGUAAUUGUCAACAUGGGUAAACCUCAACCAUGAGAGACAGUAUGUGGAAAAAAAAAAACCAGAGUUUCACAUUGUUUGAUAUUU